Molecule: messenger RNA, 996 nt
Organism: Helobdella robusta
Lineage: Eukaryota; Metazoa; Annelida; Clitellata; Rhynchobdellida; Glossiphoniidae
Exons: 6
Coding region: 1-699 (232 amino acids)
Biological process (GO): proteasome-mediated ubiquitin-dependent protein catabolic process; protein homooligomerization
Cellular component (GO): cytoplasm; Cul3-RING ubiquitin ligase complex
Molecular function (GO): cullin family protein binding
Source: RefSeq, a predicted model, not a curated record
AUGGAUUCAACCCGCGACGAGAAAGCUGAUAAAUUUUCGUGUCAAAAUUCUUCAAAUUCGUUAAGUAAGAAUAAAAAAAUUGUUACGAGCAAGUCACCCGUAGAAACAAAUAACAAAUUAAAAAAAAAUUGGAUUCGGUUAAAUGUCGGGGGCCGAAUAUUCAUGACGUCGAGACUGACGUUAGGUAGGGACCCUGAUUCCUUUCUUUUCCGACUGUGCCAAGAAGAUUCCGAACUCAAGACGGACGUAGACGAAUCAGGAGCCUAUAUGAUCGACAGAGAUCCUGAUUACUUCAGUCCUGUAUUAAAUUAUUUGAGGCAUGGGAAGUUAAUACUAAACAAUGAUCUCAAUUACGAAGGAGUAUUAGAAGAGGCUGAAUUUUACAAUUUAGCCUGUUUAGUUGAAUUAAUUAAGCAUAGGAUGACGGAAAUAAAUUCUAAAAAAACCCAGCACCAUGCCAAAAAUGUCUACAGAGUUUUGCAAUGGUCCGAGGAGGAACUGGCGCAGAUGGUCUCAAACAUAUCGGAUGGCUGGAAAUUUGAACAGCUGAUCAAUCUUGGUUCCUCCUACAAAUACAAUCUUGAGGACAGGGCUGAGUUUCUCUGUGUAGUCUCAAAGGAGUGCCAUACAUCAGCCAAUGAUAACAAUGAGUCAGCCGAUCGAGGAAAGGUUUUACAGCAAAGAGCUUCAAGGAUAUAAUAAAUGGAUAGGCGGAUGGUUAGAAGAGUGGAUGAAAAAAUGAAAGAGAAUAAAUAGAUGAAUGAAUGGAUGGAUAGAUGAAUGAAUGGAUGGAUGGAUAGAUGGACGAGUAAAUGUGGGAAUGAUAAUGAUGAAGAUAGCAACCUUGGUUAUGAUAUUUUAAUCAUUCGUUCACACACGCCUUUUCUUAGUUUUUGUUUCUUUAAUUCAAUUUUCUCUUAUUUGUUCCUUCAAUCUAUCCACUAUUCUACUGUACGCACACUAAUUUUUGUUUUAAGCUAGGUAUCUUUGGUAUUU